GUAAUUGGAGGAACAAAAAAGACAGUCACGCCCACUUUUUAAGAACAACAAAAGAAAAUCAAUCUCUCCUUUGAGAUCGGUCUCUCUCUCUUUCUUUCUCUGCUCCUAACCGAUCUCUCUCUCUGUCUCACGCAUUUCGAAGCCCCAUCAUCACAAGCUCUUCGAAGCCAAUCUCGCCCGAAAAUGGCGAACAGUGAGGAGGGCUGCUCUACUCAGCUUAUUGAUGGGGAUGGUACAUUCAAUGCCACUGGAAUUGACCGUUUAAUCAAGGAGGUUAAAUUGGGCGAAUGUGGACUUUCCUAUGCCAUUGUCUCCAUUAUGGGUCCACAAAGUAGUGGAAAGAGCACACUGUUAAACAAUCUAUUUGCGACCAAUUUUAGAGAGAUGGACGCUUUUCGAGGAAGGUCUCAAACAACAAAAGGUAUUUGGUUGGCAAAAUGUGCCGGUAUUGAGCCUUGUACUCUUGUCAUGGAUUUAGAGGGUACAGAUGGAAGAGAACGAGGAGAGGAUGAUACAGCAUUUGAGAAGCAGAGUGCCCUCUUUGCUCUUGCUGUUUCAGAUAUUGUGCUCAUAAACAUGUGGUGUCAUGAUAUUGGCCGUGAGCAAGCUGCAAAUAAGCCUCUCCUAAAGACUGUUUUCCAAGUGAUGAUGCGAUUGUUUAGUCCACGUAAAACAACUCUGAUGUUUGUAAUCCGUGAUAAGACAAGGACGCCAUUGGAGAAUUUAGAACCAGUGCUUAGAGAAGACAUUCAGAAGAUAUGGGACUCUGUUCCUAAGCCUGAAUCCCACAAGGAAACUCCAUUAAGUGAAUUUUUCAAUGUUGAGGUUGUUGCUCUUUCAAGUUAUGAAGAAAAGGAAGAACAAUUUAAAGAGCAGGUUGCUAGCUUGAGGCAGAGAUUCUUUCAUUCUAUUGCACCCGGCGGUCUUGCUGGUGACCGACGGGGAGUAGUUCCUGCUUCAGGGUUUUCUUUCAGCGCACAACAGAUAUGGAAAGUCAUCAAAGAAAACAAAGAUCUUGAUCUUCCGGCUCACAAGGUCAUGGUGGCUACCGUACGUUGUGAAGAGAUUGCCAAUGAGAAGUAUGCUGAUUUUUCAGGAAAUGAGGAGUGGAGUCAGUUGGAAGAGGCUGUUCAAUCUGGUCCUAUCUCUGGCUUCGGGAAGAAGCUCAGUUCAAUCCUUGAUACUUGUCUAUCAGAGUAUGAUGCAGAGGCUACAUAUUUUGAUGAAGGUGUCAGAACUGGGAAGCGCAAGCAGCUUGAAGAAAAAUUGCUGCAACUUGUCCAACCUGCGUUCCAAGCUUUGCUGGGACAUAUAAGAUCAGGUUCUCUGGAUAAGUUCAAGGAAGCAUUUGAUAAGGCCUUGAAUGGAGGGGAGGCAUUUUCAGUGGCUGCUUGCAAUUGCUUUGAGUCAUUUAUGGCUCUAUUUGAUGAAGGAUGUGCAGACGCUGUUAUCACACAAGCAAACUGGGACACAUCUAAAGUAAGGGAUAAACUUAAACGCGAUAUGGAAGCUCAUAUUGCUUCAGUUCGUGCUUCCAAGCUAGCUGAACUUACUGCACUUUAUGAGGCGCAAUUGAAGGAGGCCUUAUCAGGACCAGUGGAAGCCCUUCUAGAUGGAGCUAAUAGUGAAACCUGGCCUGCAAUAAGAAAACUUUUCCGGCAUGAGACAGAAUCAGCCGUCUCUGGGCUCUCUAGUGCACUUUCGGGUUUUGAUAUGGAUAAACAAUCCAAGGGCAAAUUACUUUCAAGUCUGGAGGCAUAUGCAAGAGGUGUGGUAGAAGCUAAAACAAAGGAAGAGGCUGGAAGGGUUUUGAUCCGUAUGAAGGACAGGUUUACAACAUUAUUUAGCCAUGAUUCUGAUUCAAUGCCACGUGUUUGGACUGGGAAGGAAGAUAUUAGAGCAAUCACCAAAACUGCUCGUUCUUCAUCCUUAAAGUUGCUCUCUGUUAUGGCCGCAAUCCGUUUGGAUGAUGGUGAUGCUGAUAAUAUUGAGAAUACUUUAUCCCUUGCCUUGGUGGAUUCCACAAAUGUUGCUGCUAAAGAUAGGAGUAUCACAACAGCUGAUCCACUGGCUUCAAGCACUUGGCAAGAGGUUUCCUCCUCAAAAACAUUGAUCACACCUGUCCAAUGCAAAUCUUUGUGGAGGCAGUUCAAGGCAGAGACUGAGUACAGUGUUUCUCAGGCUAUUUCUGCACAGGAAGCUAACAAGCGUAAUAACAACUGGUUACCACCUCCUUGGGCAAUUGUUGCCUUGAUUGUCCUGGGAUUCAAUGAAUUUAUGACACUUUUAAGAAAUCCUUUAUAUCUGGGUGUCAUCUUUGUUGGCUUUUUACUCAUUAAAGCCCUAUGGGUGCAGCUAGAUGUCGCGGGUGAAUUCCGGAAUGGUGCUCUUCCCGGGCUUAUUUCUUUGUCCAGCAAACUUGUUCCAACUAUCAUGAACAUGAUUAAAAGACUAGCAGACGAAGGGGCAAAUGCUGCAGCUAAUGAUCCUCAUCGGAACCCUCCACUAGCAUCAAAAAACUUUACGAAUGAAGGGAAUGCUAGCAGUGAAAUGUCAUCCAGUGCCUCAUCUGGACUGACAGAAUCUGACUACUCCAGCCCCUCAAAACAAGACUAGUUAAACUAAGCUCUCUUGAUCAAGGACCAUUUUUUCUGUUUGAAGAUGCUGGUGUUCUGCGCACUUAUUGUAAUAGUGUUACUCGCAUAACAUCUUCGUAUAUUAGGUCUGUGAGCUUGUACGUCACUGUUGCAGGCACGUAAUGGUAAUAUUUUUGUAGGCAUCAUUUUUGAGCAAGUGCCAACAUACAAGGGGCUGUUUGUUGUUGUGAGGAAGCCCCCAUUAAGUAGUAAUUAUUUUUUGGGUCUAGGUGUUUUUGUCUUUUCGUUUGUUGGACAAGCUACAAAAGGCUCCAUUCAGUGCUCGAUAUUGAUAUUGAAGGUAGUUGAUUAUGAUGAAGAUUUGCAUCAGUUUUGUAUUGCUACAAUUGUAACCUUGUUUGGUUGUAUUUUAUUGAAAAUUUUCAGAGGCCAA
Prunus dulcis (almond) is the source of this 3030-nucleotide messenger RNA. RefSeq names its product protein ROOT HAIR DEFECTIVE 3. Lineage: Eukaryota; Viridiplantae; Streptophyta; Magnoliopsida; Rosales; Rosaceae. Bases 184 to 2616 code for a protein of 810 amino acids. The record is from RefSeq and is a predicted model, not a curated record. Gene Ontology annotation, molecular function: GTPase activity; GTP binding. Gene Ontology annotation, cellular component: endoplasmic reticulum. Gene Ontology annotation, biological process: endoplasmic reticulum membrane fusion. The transcript is spliced from 23 exons.